UAUAAAUUUAAUACAAACGCUUAAAAAGACCACAUCGUAUUAGCAAAGAAAGCAUAAGAUACAUUACAUGCCAAUGUAUUUUCCUCCGUUUACUUCCACAACCGUCACCUCACCAGAAAUGUCUGACGUGUCACGCCGGAAACUAACAACAACCAGCAUUCACAUUAUGGCCUUAGACGGCAUCGUCAACGUGAAUUCACUCUUCACUUUAGCACUCUUCCUCGGCAUCACAUCCACUAAUACGAACAACACGCUGGUCGGCGACAACAACACCGCCUGUAUUGCCGGACUCUCCGUGGCCGAAAGCCUCAUGGCCUACCACGUCUACUCCUUCAGCUCCUUCCUUUUCUCAAGCCUCAUUGCUUUGGCUCUAAAAAAUGUCAUCAAAAUCAGCAAUGGUGCCGAGGACGGAGCUGAUACCAACAACUUCUUGGUGAAGGGCUAUGAGUUGGCUGUGGAAGUUAACACUGUUGCAUUGAGGUUGGGAACUUUGGUUUCUGCUUUUGGAUCGGUUUUUGGAUGUGGGUUCUUGGUUAUGGCUUUGGUUGAUUUGGUGCAGAUAAAGUUGGGAACUUUGGCUUGUGGGAGUCAUUAUACAUUUGCUGCUAUUGCUCCUUUGCUUAUUCUUGUUCCCUCUGCGCUACUUAUCUAUGUUGUUCUUGUCCUUUAUGCUUUUACUCGUUAAAGUUAAAAUGUGGAUGUCAAUAAUCAAGGAAUUAAUCAAAUACAGCCUGAAGCGGCGAUGGCUGAAAAAUUGAUAUCAUGCUGUGUCUGGUGGGGAGGUACAAUGGUUGUAUCUACAGCAAGCAGAAUUAAUUAUUAAUACGAAUUAUAUUUUUUGAAGCAAAUUGUUGUUCAUCAAGCAAGCCUAUUCUCUCGGUAGAUUAUCAAAUCCUAAUGUCUUCUGGUUCUGAGGCACUGAAGACACAUUAAAUUUGUCCAUUACAAUGUGUAUAGAUAUAGAGAGACUAAUCAUGUAGCGGAUUGCUUAAGUAUGCUUGAUUUAUCUCUUGUUAGUAGUUGUAAAGGUUUUAAGUCGCUGCUUCCUUUUUGUCGGUGUUAGGGUGGGAUAUCGCCUUAUUUAGUUUUCCUAGUAGUAUUUAGUGUUCGGUUUGUGGGGCUUCUGGCCCAUUUUGUUCACCCAAAAGAAGAAAGAUAGGUUUGUUCAUUUACUUA
Messenger RNA from Cicer arietinum (chickpea), 1176 nucleotides. RefSeq lists its product as uncharacterized. Lineage: Eukaryota; Viridiplantae; Streptophyta; Magnoliopsida; Fabales; Fabaceae. The record is from RefSeq and is a predicted model, not a curated record.